UUCACAUGUGGUCCUUGUUAGCUGUUUCUGUAUUUUACCAUUCUGUUUCAUGAAAAUAUUUUCUAAAAUGCUUUACUGACCUUUAUUUGAUUAAUUACAAAAAUCCAUAUUUCUGUUUUGUUUUGUUUUCCUGCAGGCAGCGUCAUAAAAUUUUAAUCAAGUGAAAAUGGCCUUUAGCAAUCUGACAUCAAAGGCUGUACUACUGUAUGAUGAAUGGAUUAAAGAUGCCGAUCCAAGACUGGAAGGCUGGCCGCUCAUGUCUUCACCUUUUCCAACAACCUUUAUCAUUGGAACCUACAUUUAUUUUGUCACUUCCUUGGGACCCAGACUCAUGGAAAAUAAAAAACCUUUUGAACUCAGGCAGAUAAUGGCAUUUUACAAUUUCAGUGUGGUAGCUCUCUCUAUAUAUAUGACUUAUGAAUUUCUUAUGUCAGGUUGGGCCACAGGGUACUCAUUCCGGUGUGAUAUCGUUGACUACUCGAGGUCACCUACAGCUCUAAGAAUGGUACGAACUUGCUGGCUGUACUACUUUUCCAAGUUCAUUGAAUUAUUAGACACUAUAUUUUUUGUGCUGCGUAAGAAAAACAACCAAGUUACAUUCCUGCAUGUCUUUCAUCAUUCCAUCAUGCCAUGGACCUGGUGGUUUGGAGUCAAAUUUGCUCCAGGUGGUUUGGGAACAUUUCAUGCUUUGCUGAACUGUAUUGUCCAUGUUGUCAUGUACACUUAUUAUGGAAUCUGUUCUUUGGGACCAGCCUAUCAUAAAUAUUUGUGGUGGAAAAAAUACAUGACAACUAUACAACUUGUCCAGUUUAUUAUGAUUACAUGCCACAUAGGGCAAAUCUACAUCAUGGAUGAUUGUCCGUACCAGUAUCCAAUUUUCAUGUUUAUUAUUUGGCUAUACGGCUCUAUGUUUUUAGUCUUGUUUCUCCACUUCUGGUACCACGCUUACACAAAGGGACAAAGACUUCCAAAGAUGGCAAGAAAUGGGAUCAACAAAGAUCAGUGAAACUAUCUCUUGUCUCAAAAAAACAAAGAAGUGUAUAUGUCAAUGUGGAAACUUGCACUACUUGACAAUCAAGAUAUUUAGGUGCACACACUACACAGUGUAUAUUUUGUAUGUUUUCUUCCAAAACAGAAUUUGUAUUUUUACCAUAAGUUAUUUGGGAUUCAGAAUUUGGGGGGUGGGGGGAGUAGUGUGGAUCUCUAAUUUAAAAAAAGGAAAAAGAAAGAAAAAAGGUGUUUUUUUCAACAACUUAUUCAUGUUUAUCCUAUAAGAAAUGAAUGGGUAGAUGAUCUCUAUCUUGAAGAUGCAUAAAAAUAAAUAUAUUCAUUGGGAAAACUAAAAUGUGUAUGACAAGUACUGAGUACUUUGAACGCUGAGGAGAAAAAAUUACUUCACCUUAAAUGUUGUAAGUUGUUGAGACUGUCAGCUGCAUUUUAUUAAAAGAAUGAAUCUUCAGUAAGUACUGUUUGUAGAAUCUAAGGCUUACUAUUAAUAUAGUUAACACAUAAACAAGUGUAACAACGUUUAUGAACUAUAUUACUUUACAGAAAAGAAUGUAUGUUAAUCUGUCAAGGUAUGGCGUUUCAUUUGAAGAUCAUAGGUUUUUGGAUAUACUGUCUUUUACUAAGAUAACUUAAUUCAUUUCAUAUUUUACUCACUUGAAUGUUAUUCUAAAUGUCAGAAAGCUACUAGUUUGAGGAUUAUCAGGACUGUCUUGUAGUGUAAUGAUCAAAACAUCUCACUGAUCUAUUCACCAAAGUAGCCUAAUAUACUUAGUAUUCAAUGUAUCUAUGGAUAUAUUUCGAUAUUGAUAGCCUAGGCUGUUUAGGGAGGGGAAAAAAAUCUUGUAAUUCAAUAGCCAAAAUCAUAGUCCUCAAAUAAGUUUUAAAAAAAUAUUUUUGAUUGAAGCCUAAAUGUCACCUAGCAUGAUUGUACUAUGCUCUAUUUUCUUCCAUUAUCUGUUGAAGUACAUGUCUAGAAAGUUUUUCUGUUAGCUUUUUUCCAUGAUUAUUAUUGUUUGUUUUUAACAACUCAAGGUUAAAAUGUCUCCAUUAAUAGCACCAGUUACCUUGCCUGGAACCAGACAAAAAGAUACGUGCCAUUCUCUGAGCUGCUGAGAAUGGGUCUGGCAGUGGUGACUGGGCAUGGUUCCAGUCUGUGCAGAAUUAACUGGUAUGUUGUUUUCCAUGGUUAGGCAGAUUGUUCCGGUCACACAUGUAUAGAAAUCAAAAGACCUAGCUAAUGGUAUGUAAGUUGCAUUUGUACUGCACGAAUUUAUUAAGGAAUUGGUGCAUAUAACAGACCUGUAAAUGAGGAGUUAAAGGUGUUUAAAUUAAUGUUACUAUGAAAAGUACUGGUUUAUAUCACGUUCACUACUAACAGAAAAGAAGCUUGCGAUAUUUACUUUGUGCUUGAUUUAUGUGUGGGAUUUUUUUGGGGCAGGUUUUCAUUUCCUCCCUGAUGUACAAUUCCAAGACAGUAAGUUUUGCUACCUGAAUACUUUUAUGGGGAUACUGACAUUUAUAGUGCACUGUUAAUGCUCAAAGAAUUUAAACUUUGUCUUGGACAUGAGUUACAAAUGAUUUGUUAUGAGAUUACAUAUGAGUCUCCUUUAUAAAAUAAAUUAAAAAUAAAUUUA
Calidris pugnax (ruff) is the source of this 2642-nucleotide messenger RNA. It is a transcript of the gene ELOVL7, whose product is annotated as ELOVL fatty acid elongase 7. Gene Ontology annotation, cellular component: endoplasmic reticulum membrane; endoplasmic reticulum. Gene Ontology annotation, biological process: very long-chain fatty acid biosynthetic process; fatty acid elongation, polyunsaturated fatty acid; fatty acid elongation, monounsaturated fatty acid. The record is from RefSeq and is a predicted model, not a curated record. Gene Ontology annotation, molecular function: fatty acid elongase activity. The transcript has 7 exons. Lineage: Eukaryota; Metazoa; Chordata; Aves; Charadriiformes; Scolopacidae. The coding region runs from base 167 to 1006 and encodes 279 amino acids.